AUGGUCCGCUUGACAGGCUCGCUGGCUCUGCUAGCACUCGCUGCAGCACCCGCUGUCCAUGCCGGCCCGCUCGCGCUCCUCCAACGAGCAUCUGAUGGCGCCGUCCGCUUUGGCUUGGGACGCGUCCUCCGGCUCAACGAAACCCAGAUCGAGCGCCUGUUGAACCGAGACGGCAGUCCUCUUGAGCCUCAUCCUCAUGCUUUCGACCUGACGGACGACAACUGGGAGACGGUGUUGGGCACGGCGACGUACGAUAACCCGUACGCGGCGCCGGUUGGCCGGGAAGGUGUCUGGGUCGUCACAGUGCACGGAAACGACCCUGCGUCGAAGGUGUUUGUUGAGGCGAUGGACGAGGUGGCGGCGCACAACUCGAGCGGCGCGGGAGGGACGUUGCCGGCCAACAUGCGGUUCGCAAGGCUUAGCUAUGCUCGCGAGACAAUCCCGACGACAAAGUGGUGGAUCUGGAAGACGCCCGUCAUCGUCAUUGGCACAAACAACAUGCGCGAGCUGCGCUUUAUCGAGCAGGGCCAGGUCCGCCCGAACGUCGCCACCUUGAGCGAGCUGUUCAGUCGGCCCGACGUCUGGGAGACUCUGCCCGUGUGGAAGGGCAUGCUGGCACCGGGAGGGCGAUUCGAGGACCGCCUACUGCGCUUUGCCAGGCUGUGGGCCAAGGUGCACGCCGGCUCGUCCAAGAUCCCCAACUUUGUCCUUCUCGCUCUCUCGGGCUUCCUGAUGAACUUCGUCGUUACUUGGUUCCACAAGGACGACGCCAAGUUGCAGGCAGAGUACCGGGCGCGGGCGGCGAAGGAACAGCUGGAGGAAGCGAAGCUUGACGGGGCUGCCACUUCGCCUGCACCAAAGACCGCUGCUACAACGGCGACUUCGAAGCGAACGACGAGGGCGAGCAAGCGGAAAUGA
Messenger RNA from Rhodotorula toruloides NP11, 918 nucleotides. RefSeq lists its product as uncharacterized. Lineage: Eukaryota; Fungi; Basidiomycota; Microbotryomycetes; Sporidiobolales; Sporidiobolaceae. The transcript is spliced from 7 exons. The record is from RefSeq and is a predicted model, not a curated record. Bases 1 to 918 code for a protein of 305 amino acids.